Molecule: messenger RNA, 1355 nt
Organism: Alosa sapidissima (American shad)
Lineage: Eukaryota; Metazoa; Chordata; Actinopteri; Clupeiformes; Clupeidae
Gene: marchf3
Exons: 5
Coding region: 99-866 (255 amino acids)
Biological process (GO): protein ubiquitination
Molecular function (GO): zinc ion binding; ubiquitin-protein transferase activity
Source: RefSeq, a predicted model, not a curated record
CUGGUGCACUGGACUACCUACUUGUUAUUUUAUGGAAUGCUUGAGACGUGAGGAACAUGAUAGCCACAUGAGAAGUCGAACUCAGCUGAGUGGAGUGAAUGGCCCCCUAUGGACCAGCAAUGGACGGUGAGGAAGUCACCAGCGUGUUGGCGGUGAGUGCAGUCACUCUACUCAAGCCCCAGCUGGACCCCGCAGGGGACGAGGAGACGCCUGACCCUGAAGGACACGAGGUGGUGGAAUGCAAAGGACCCCAAUGCAACCCUGUCCCCUCCAGCCUGAGCAGCUCAAGCACUAACAGCCUGUGUGCGGACGAGCCCUUCUGUCGCAUCUGCCAUGAGGGCAGCGCCGUGGAGGAGCUGCUGUCGCCGUGCGAGUGCUCCGGCUCGCUGGCCAUGGUGCACCGGGCCUGUCUGGAGCGCUGGCUCACCGCCUCCAACACCAGCCGCUGUGAGCUCUGUCACUUUCAGUUUGCCUUGGAACGCCUGCCAAAACCACUCACUGAGUGGUUUGCCACCCCCUCCAUGCAGCACCAGAGGAGGACUCUGUGCGGAGACGCCAUCUGCUUCCUCUUCAUCACGCCUCUGGCCAGCCUGUCCGGCUGGCUGUGCGUCCAGGGCGCUAUGGACCUCUACUACAGCAACAGCAUGGAGGCCAUGGGGCUCAUCGCACUCACCCUGGCCCUCUUCACCAUAUACCUCUUCUGGACUGUGGUGUCCCUGCGGUAUCACAUUCAUCUCUUCAGGACGUGGAAGGAGACCAAUCAGAGAGUGCGUCUGCAGAUCCCCAUGCCACCACAGACACAGGCCAAACAGCAGUCGCUCUCCUUCUUCCUCAGUAAGGACACCAGUAAGGAGACCGUGGUCUGACCAAGGAUGACUGCUAGCAAUGGACCGUACUUUUAUAUUGGGUGUUAUGAACACACCAGCAUUUUUUGAACUUCUUUUGGGGCAAAGCUUACUAUUUUUGUAAAGACUUGUUUUUUUCUAUUACACUGAAAGGACUGACUGGAGGAGCAUACUGUGGAUUUUAAACCUGAGGAUAAUAACCAUUUUCUAAGGAUAACAAUCGGUUUCAAAGGAAAACAAUCAAUUACAAGGAUAACAAUCAACGUCGGUGGUUUUGGUGUAAAACACAUUUCUAUGCUCCCAGCAAAGAGGAAUUCUUUUCUUUGGAGUACCGGAGUACACCACUGAAAGCAUCACAAUGACUUGGCAACAUCUGCACUGGAAUUCACAUAAAAAUCCUCAUCUGUACUCUUGUUGGGAAAUACUUGAAACUGACCAAAAAGAAAAACUAACAAACAAACAAGCAAACAAACAAACUUGGAACAUUCAUUUAUAAUCAGCAUCUUUAUU